AUGGCCGGGAGCUGGGCCACUGUCCGCACGUGGCUGGGCUGCCCCGGGCUGCUGGGCUGCUUCUUGCUGGGCUUUCUCAUGGGAUGGUUUACAAAACCAAAUGAAAGCCCCCCCAGCACUUCAGACAUCUAUGAAAAUGUGAGACAGAAACUUGUGGAUGAAAUGAAAGCUGAAAACAUCAAGCAAUUCCUUCGCUCCUUUACCAAGUUGCCUCACCUCGCAGGAACUGAACAGAAUCUUCUUCUUGCUAAACAAAUUCAAGGCCAGUGGAAGGAAUUUGGAUUGGAUUCAGCAGAACUUGUUCAUUAUGAUGUGCUUCUUUCCUACCCAAAUGAAACACAGCCAAACUACAUCUCAGUAAUUGAUGAUCAAGGCAAUGAGAUUUUCAAUACAUCAUCAUUUGAACCACCUCCUCGGGGAUAUGAAAAUGUUACUGAUAUACUGCCACCAUAUAAUGCUUUUUCACCACAAGGGAUGCCAGAGUCAGAUCUGGUAUAUGUGAAUUAUGGCCGCACUGAAGAUUUUUUUAAGCUGGAGCGUGAAAUGGGAAUUAACUGUACAGGAAAGAUCGUCAUUGCCAGAUAUGGGAAGAUCUUCAGAGGAAACAAAGUUAAAAAUGCCAUAUUAGCAGGAGCCCAAGGGAUCAUACUUUAUUCAGACCCUGCUGACUACUGUGCCCCAGGAGUAGAUCCCUAUCCAGAUGGCUGGAAUCUUCCAGGUGGCGGAGCCCAGCGUGGGAAUGUGUUAAACCUGAAUGGAGCUGGGGACCCUCUGACACCAGGCUAUCCUGCAAAAGAGUACACUUUCCGAUACAAAGUUAAUGAAGGUGUAGGGAUUCCAAAGAUCCCAGUUCAUCCCAUUGGAUAUCAUGAUGCAGAAGUGUUACUACGUGCAAUGGGAGGACCUGCAGCUCCAGACAGCAGCUGGAAGGGAAGUCUCAAUGUGUCUUAUAACAUAGGGCCAGGAUUUGCAGACAGCUCUUCAACAAGAAAAGUCAGAAUGCAUGUUCAUACAAACAGUAAAAUAACACGAAUUUACAAUGUCAUCGGUGUCCUCAGAGGAGCAGUGGAACCAGAUAGAUAUAUUAUUUUUGGAGGUCAUAGAGACUCCUGGGUGUUUGGUGGUAUUGAUCCAACUACAGGCGCAGCUGUUCUUCAAGAGGUUGUUCAGAGUUUUGGUAAAAUGAAGAUGGAAGGUUGGAGACCCAAACGAACUAUUAUUUUUGCUAGUUGGGAUGCAGAAGAAUUUGGAUUGUUGGGUUCCACAGAAUGGGCUGAGGAAAAUGCCAGAGUCCUCCAGGAACGGGCAGUUGCUUACAUCAACACAGAUUCUUCUAUAGAAGGCAACUACACAUUAAGAGUUGACUGCACCCCUCUUCUCUACAGACUGGUGUAUAAUCUAACAAAAGAGAUUUCAAGCCCUGAUGAGGGUUAUGAAAAGAAGUCUCUCUAUGAGAGUUGGCUUGAGAAAGACCCUGCACCUGAAAAUAAUAGUUAUCCCAGAAUAAACAAACUGGGAUCAGGCAGUGAUUUCGAAGCUUACUUCCAGCGACUGGGAAUUGCAUCGGGCAGAGUGCGUUACACCAAGAAUAGGAAAGCAGACAAAUUCAGCAAUUAUCCUGUUUAUCACACUGUGUAUGAGACCUUUGAGUUAGUGGAAAAAUUUUAUGACCCCACCUUCAAGAAACAGCUAGCAAUUGCCAAGUUACGAGGCAAACUGGUUUAUGAACUUGCAGAUUCCCAGAUCAUUCCAUUCGACUGUAGAGAUUACGGAGAAGCCUUAAAAGGAUAUAGCAAUAGAAUUUAUAAACUGGCCAAGAAACAUGAAGAACAGCUGAAAACUUACAAAGUGUCAUUUGAUCCUCUUUUUUCUGCUGUGGUGAACUUCUCAGAGGCUGCUGCUGAAUUUCACAGGAGACUUGAAAAAGUUGACAAGAAGGAUCCAGUUGCAGUGCGAAUCAUGAAUGAUCAGCUGAUGUUUAUAGAAAGAGCUUUCAUUGAUCCUCUUGGCUUACCAGGAAGGAAGUUUUACAGACAUGUCAUCUUUGCUCCAAGCAGUCACAACAAGUACGCUGGCGAGUCCUUCCCGGGGAUCUAUGAUGCCAUGUUUGAUAUUGAAAGCAAAGCAGAUCAGCAGGAAGCCUGGGAAGAAGUGAAGAGGCAGAUUUCCAUUGCAGCCUUCACUGUGCAGGCAGCAGCAGGGACACUGAAGGAAGUAGCAUAGGACGAUGGCUUCGAAAAGCUGAAAUAGCAAAGUCUGAAUGCCCUGCAGUCAGGCUGCAGCGACCCAGGCUCUGCGAACUGCCUGCUGUACCUGAGCUCCUGUGGCACAGAUGCACUGGUAGGGGGAGCAGGAGCUCUGUGCUUCAGCAACUCCGCAGCUAGAAAUUACUGCUUCUCUGAUACUGGCAAAACUGUAACUUUAAGAACAACCCUGGAUGGAAGACAAUCUGGGGGACAAGCAGGUGGGGAGAAGGAAGAUUCAAUUCCCAAUCAGAUUUUUUUUCUGAAAGAUCUGACAAUUUUGAGGCCCCACAUCUUUUGGAUGUACAAUCCAGUUAUUUGCAAAACUGUCAGCAAAUCUUGCCUGUAGCACUGAACAACACCACACAUUUCAGCAAAAAAAAAACACAAAUGAAGCAGUCCUCAGCACAUACAUUUAUCUUGCUCUACUAAUUGUGUUUA
Messenger RNA from Cygnus atratus (black swan), 2684 nucleotides. Its product is annotated as N-acetylated-alpha-linked acidic dipeptidase 2-like. The coding region runs from base 1 to 2223 and encodes 740 amino acids. The record is from RefSeq and is a predicted model, not a curated record. Lineage: Eukaryota; Metazoa; Chordata; Aves; Anseriformes; Anatidae. Gene Ontology annotation, molecular function: carboxypeptidase activity. The transcript is spliced from 19 exons.